AUGCAAACAUGGGAAAAACGCAAAUAUGAGAGAAUGCAAACAUGGGAAAAACGCAAAUAUGGGAAAAAUGCAAAUACGGGAAAAAUGCAAGAUGAGUUCAUUAUUAAUGCGGGAAAACACAAGUAUGAGAAUAAACGCAAGUAUGGGAAGAAACGCAAUUAUGGGAAAAAAUGCAAUUAUCAGAAAAAACGCAAUUAUGGGGAAAAACACAAUUAUGGGGAAAAGUGUAAAAAUGGGGAAAAACGCAAAUAUGGUGAAAAAUGCAAAUAUGGGGAAAAACGAAAUUAUGGGAAAAAACGCAAAUAUUGGAAUAAUGAAAAAAUGGAAUACACAGAUAUGGGGAAAACGCUAAUAUGGGAAAAACGCAAAUAUAGGAAAAAUGCAAAUAUAGGAAAAACGCAAAUGUGGGAAAAAACGCAGCUGUGGGAAAAAACGCAAAUGUGGGAAAAACGCAAAUGUGGGAAAAACGCAAAUGUGGGAAAAACACAAAUAUAG
This is a messenger RNA of Schistocerca cancellata (South American locust), 495 nucleotides long. RefSeq lists its product as uncharacterized. The transcript is spliced from 2 exons. Bases 1 to 495 code for a protein of 164 amino acids. The record is from RefSeq and is a predicted model, not a curated record. Lineage: Eukaryota; Metazoa; Arthropoda; Insecta; Orthoptera; Acrididae.